Molecule: messenger RNA, 1827 nt
Organism: Abrus precatorius (Indian licorice)
Lineage: Eukaryota; Viridiplantae; Streptophyta; Magnoliopsida; Fabales; Fabaceae
Product: protein NRT1/ PTR FAMILY 2.8
Exons: 3
Coding region: 1-1827 (608 amino acids)
Biological process (GO): transmembrane transport
Cellular component (GO): plasma membrane
Molecular function (GO): transmembrane transporter activity
Source: RefSeq, a predicted model, not a curated record
AUGGAGAAUGUAAGUACUAAUUCUCAUUGUGCACUUGAGUUAGAACAUGAGCAAAAUCCUGCGCCAUCCUCUUCUUCUUCUCCUGCUUCAGGAAGAAGAGAAGCAGGAGGGUGGAGAUCCGUCAAAUACAUCAUCGGUAACGAGUCGUUCGAGAAAUUGGCAUCCAUGAGUUUGAUAUCGAAUUUGACAGUGUACCUUCUCACGAAUUACAACCUAAGUGCCAUAUUUGUGGUCAAUGUGGUGCAAAUUUGGAAUGGAUCCUCUAACAUUACUUCAAUAAUCGGUGCUUUCAUUUCUGAUACUUAUCUGGGCAGGUUCAGGACCCUCCUCUGCGGCUCUAUUGCAUCACUUCUGGGUAUAUUGACCAUAACCCUAACAGCGGGUAUACAUCGAUUGAGGCCCCAACCCUGCAAGGACAGACCCUAUUGUGAACGGCCAGAAGGUUGGCAGCUAGCUAUUCUUUUCACAGGUCUUGCACUGUUAUCCAUAGGAGCUGGGGGCAUUAGGCCAUGCAACAUUGCUUUUGGUGCUGAUCAAUUUGACACCAAAACAGAGAAGGGUAGGGGACAAUUGGAGAGCUUCUUCAAUUGGUGGUACUUCACUUUCACCAUUGCACUUGUUAUUGCGCUCACUGGUGUUGUCUAUGUUCAAACCAAUCUCAGCUGGACUUUGGGCUUUGCCAUUCCAACUCUAUGCCUUGCUUUCUCAAUAACCAUAUUCCUACUUGGCCGCCACACUUACAUUUACAAGAAACCUCAAGGGAGCAUCUUUUCUGACAUGGGCAAGGUGAUUGUAGCGGCAUAUAGAAAACGCAAACUAGAGCCUUCUGGGAGAACCCUUUACAAUCCUUCCACUACUACGGAGGAAUUAACGUUGGAGAAUAGUAGAAUUGUUCAGACAGAUAGGUUCAUAUGCCUUGAUAAGGCUGCUAUAAUAGCUGAUCCUAGUGAGUUGAAUGAUCAAGGCAUGCCAAGGAAUGCUUGGAGACUUUGUAGUUUGCAACAAGUGGAACAUCUCAAAUGUUUGAUAGGGAUUCUGCCAGCGUGGGUAACAGGAAUUUGUUGUUUCAUUGUGAUGGACCAGCAGAACACUUUUGGGGUCCUUCAAGUCAUGCAAACCAAAAGGUCCCUUGGACCUCACUUCAAGAUUCCAGCUGGGUGGAUGAACCUUAUAUCAAUGAUAGCACUUUCAUUAUGGAUAUACAUUUAUGAGUGUGUGUAUAUUCCUCUAGUGAGAAGAAUCACCAAAAAAGCUCCAAGAUUGAGCAUGAAGCAAAGAAUAAGAAUUGGGAUUUUGUUAUCCAUCUUAUGCAUGUUGGUAGCAGCAAUUGUUGAGAAGAAGCGGCGUGACUCAGCUUUGAAACAUGCCUUGUUCAUUUCACCAAUGAGCUUUGCAUUGCUUUUGCCACAGUUUGCACUGUCAGGCCUAAAUGAAGCCUUUGCUGCUGUUGCUAUAAUGGAGUUCUUCACCUUGCAAAUGCCAGAGAGCAUGAGAACGGUUGCUGGGGCAGUCUUUUUUCUGAGCUUGUCCAUUGCAAACUACGUUGGAUCCUUCAUUGUCAAUAUUGUCCAUAAAGCAACAUCACAAGGAGGAAAAACACCUUGGCUAGGUGGUCAUGAUUUGAAUCAGAAUAGGCUUGACUACUACUAUUAUGUCAUAGCUGCCGUGGGAGGUUUGAACUUUGUCUACUUCAAUUUCUAUGCUAGCCGUUUUAUCACCAGUAGCAAGGAAACUAGGAGAAAAGAGGUGCAGCCAGUGCAUUCAAGUGCUGCAGCAAAACCACAAGAUGAGGAGAGGGUCUUGGACAAUGGACAUAAUAGGCACUAG